AAAAGAGACUUUAAAUUCUGGGGGAAACCUAGGACUUAGAAAGGUAAAUUUUGAAAGACACAGGGUCUGGAAUAGUUUAUAGUAUCAGGCAGAACAUGUACUUCUCUUGGAAAGUUACAAGAAGUAACUCAGUAACUUAACAAGACCUAUUAAAUUUUUAUUUUAUAUUCCACCUAGAUCCAUGAUUCAUACUGGUUACUUCAGAGAAAAAUCUACACCGCCAUGGGUUCAUUCACGGGGCAACGCAAGAUUCUGACAGUGGUGUUGGUCUUUCUGGCUUCGAUCUUCUACUUCAAGAUGCCCUGGCCUGACAACACCAUCCCUCGGCCCCCAGCACCUUGCUGUGCCUCUAAACCUGUCCCCACGCCCUCCCUCUUGGAGUCUGUCUCCCAGGAGUUUGGCAACCUGACCCAUCUUUUGUACUGGCCUUCAAGCCCAGGAGAAGAAAAGGACCUAUUGGCCUCCACCAGCCCCCAGAACUCCACCUACCACCUGAGAGGUCCUGCGCAGGCCAGCUAUGCCCUGGGAAGCUACUUGGAGGCCAUCCUUGUUGCCAGAGACCAUAGGGGCAGGCCCAAGACCCACGGUGGGGAUCUGUUUCGGACAAAGCUGCUGGGUCCUGACUUGAAGGCAGGGGUCCCUGGGGAUGUCCAGGAUCUGGAGAACGGCACAUACCUGCUGUCCUUCCCCCUUCUUUGGGCUGGGCAGGCCCAGGUGCAAGUGCGGCUGAUCCAUUCCAGCGAGGCAGUGGGGGUUCUGCGAAGAAUCUGGAGAGAGAAAAGAGCCACUGUUGAUUUUAGAGGGUAUUUCCGGGGACCCACGGGCAUUGAAGAGACUGUGAUUUGCAAUGUUGACGCUCUGUCCAUUGGAACAAGAGGGCCUACCUGCCAGUACAGAAAUACGGAUUCGGGUGAAGUCUGGUUCUGUGCUCAGCCCUCUACCCUGCCCUGCAACUCUUUAGUUGGGCACUCAAGUGGAAGUUACCUGAAUGUAACUACUCUACGUGAUGAGGCCCUGCUGGCAUGGCAAGUGACAGACAAGGUGCUCCCUCGGGGCAUUUCUCCAAUCCAAAUCAGAAGGGCAGCCCCAGGAAACAGCAGCCUGGCCCUACCCUCUCGACCCCCGUGCAGUCCUGGGCUCCCUACCGCAAAGCCCUCUGGCUUCUACCACGGGCACGUGUGGCACUCACUGUCCUGCUCCAGCCGCUCCUUUCCCACUGUUAACAGCAUCCUGGGCUGCCUGGCUGGUCACGUCGUCCACAUGAUGGGGGACUCCACGCUUCGGCAGUGGUGGGAGUAUCUGCGUGACACCGUGCCCUCCCUGAAGCCGGUGGAUCUACACGUCACGUAUCAGACAGGGCCCCUGAUGGCCGUAGAGACCACGCGGAACAUAGUGCUGCACUGGCGGGCCCACGGCUGGCCCCUGCGCUCCCUCCGCACACCAGUGGCCUCCCUGCACUCUGUGGUCCAGGAGCUGGGAGGCCUGGCUGGGGGGCCCCACACCGUGGUGGUGCUGGGGCUGGGCGCACACUUCACCACCUUCCCUCCAUCCGUCUUUGCACAGCGACUGGCAGGGAUCCGGGCAGCUGUGGCUGCGCUGCUGGCCCGGGAGCCCCACACUCUUGUGGUCAUCAAACUGGCCAACACUGGCUACAAGUCCGUGUAUGGCAGUGACUGGUUCACCCUCCAGGUGAACCGGCUCCUCCGAGCUGCCUUUGCUGACCUCCGUGUGGCCUUUGUGGAUGCCUGGGAAAUGACCUCCAGCCUGGCCCUGCCUGACAGCAUCCACCCAGUGCGGCUCAUUGUCCAAAACGAGGUGGACUCCCUCCUCUCCUUCAUCUCCCUGAAGCCAGUGGAUCUACACGUCACGUAUCAGACAGGACCUCUGAUGGCCGUAGAGACCACUCGGAACAUAGUGUUGCACUGGCGGGCCCACGGCUGGCCCCUGCGCUCCCUCCGCACAUCAGUGGCCUCCCUGCACUCUGUGGUCCGGGAGCUGGGAGGCCUGGCGGGGGGCCCCCACACUGUGGUGGUGCUGGGGCUGGGCGCACACUUCACCACCUUCCCUCCAUCCGUCUUUGCGCAGCGACUGGCAGGGAUCCGGGCAGCUGUGGCUGCGCUGCUGGCCCGGGAGCCCCACACUCUUGUGGUCAUCAAACUGGCCAACACUGGCUACAAGUCCGUGUAUGGCAGUGACUGGUUCACCCUCCAGGUGAACCGGCUCCUCCGAGCUGCCUUUGCUGACCUCCGUGUGGCCUUUGUGGAUGCCUGGGAAAUGACCUCCAGCCUGGCCCUGCCUGACAGCAUCCACCCAGUGCGGCUCAUUGUCCAAAACGAGGUGGACUCCCUCCUCUCCUUCAUCUGCCCCACCUGA
Messenger RNA from Myotis brandtii (Brandt's bat), 2373 nucleotides. RefSeq names its product NXPE family member 3. The coding region runs from base 223 to 2373 and encodes 716 amino acids. The record is from RefSeq and is a predicted model, not a curated record. Lineage: Eukaryota; Metazoa; Chordata; Mammalia; Chiroptera; Vespertilionidae. The transcript is spliced from 6 exons.